This is a messenger RNA of Prunus armeniaca (apricot), 225 nucleotides long. Lineage: Eukaryota; Viridiplantae; Streptophyta; Magnoliopsida; Rosales; Rosaceae. The record is from the annotation of a GenBank genome assembly.
AUGAACUAUAAGGAUGAAAAUGAAAACUUGUACAUGUAUGAUCCUGUCAUCCUUGUCCUCUCACCUCUGGUAGAACAAGAAGCUGAGGAGAGAACUCCAGAAAGCUUACCGAGAGUUUCAAGGGCUAUUUUGAGUGACUAUUCAGAGAAGAUUGAAGCCAUUGCUUCCAAAUUAGCUGCUCCGCCGGUGCGUUCAUAUGAUCUACCUAUUUCAACAAAAUACUGA